AAACUUAUUAAAUAGACUGUGUUGAUGGACGGGGGCGACCACGAGAACGACAGUCGCUUUGAAGUGCACGAGCUAGAUGAUGAAGAUGAUAAUGGUAAGGAAGAAGAUGGCGAAGAUGGGGACUGGGAGACUGAUCUAGAUGAGGGUCUGGAGAUGGAGGACUAUGUUAGCGAGUUCACAGCCCACAAGGAGCCAGUCUACUGUUUAGACUUGUACAAAGACACUGGCGUGGUGGUGACUGGAUCCCAAGACGAGCGUGCGUUUGUUUGGGACUCGAAGAGUGACACUCAACUGGCCAUGAUUGAGGGCCAUAACGACACAAUAGUGUCGGUCGCGUUCCACCCUCAAGAGCCAUACCUAGCCACAGCUGACAUGCUGGGUGUUAUCCAGGUCUUCUCAACAGAAUCCGAUUCCAAGGAGCGCCUCUGGAGCUACGAGUGUGGCAUGGAUCUGAACCUGGUGUUCUGGCACCCAGUGGCAAAAGUAGUCUUCGCUGGACUCGGAAAUGGAGAUCUGUUUAUGCUGAAAGUGGGAACUGAAGAGCUCAAGUGUUACUCUGGCGCUGGUUUUGAAGUGUCGGCUGCAAAAAUUACAGAAAAUGGCCUUGAUGUGAUUGUGGGAUACCACGACAGUUCGGUCAAGUGUUGGAACCUCAAGUCCUGCUCAGUGAUCUCGUCUACAAAACUCACACAAGACAUAGACAUGCCAGUGUCCAAGAUAGAACUUCACAAGGAGCAGCAGUACCUGGCAUGUACAACUGAGGCGGUUUGUCUGGUCAACAUCAAGACUGGAAAGAUACUGGCAAAAUAUGGACAUUUCAGUGCAGACACUGAAAUGAAUCAGACGCCUGAAUCUGCCAUGCCUGAAGUGGAGACCUUCGCUCUCUGUCCUUCGAACCCCAACCUCCUCUGUCUCGGCCGAAACACGGGCCGCAUCGAAACAUGGGACAUCACUGCAAAAUGUAUUAGAAACGUAGAACAGUUGAGAGGUGCUAUCAUCAAGAUGUUGUUUCCCCGAAUGAGCAAAGAGCCGAUGUGUUUGGCAACGACGUCUGCAGGAAUUGUGUUUUGUUUUGACGCUCUGACCGGAACUGUGUUGAGGUCAUUUAGAGGUCACGAAGGUCCAGUUUUUGACAUAGCACUGGCUUCUGAUGACUCAUUUUUUGUGACUUGCGGCGAAGAUUCGACCGUCAAAGUUUUUUCUUUAAGCUGAAAUUUGCUCAGUUUAUUCUUUAAUGAUUGUUUCUUAAUUUAUUGUUUAUCAGGUGCAUUUAACAAAUUUUAUUCAGUUUU
Symsagittifera roscoffensis is the source of this 1292-nucleotide messenger RNA. Its product is annotated as angio-associated migratory cell protein-like. The coding region runs from base 25 to 1212 and encodes 395 amino acids. The transcript is spliced from 6 exons. The record is from RefSeq and is a predicted model, not a curated record. Lineage: Eukaryota; Metazoa; Xenacoelomorpha; Acoela; Convolutidae. Gene Ontology annotation, molecular function: protein binding.